UCUGAAUAUUUUAGGGCUACUAAACCUUGACGCUUGUCCAGCAAUUUUGAAGUCAAAGAUAGUUCUUAUAUUCUGUUUAACAUAUUUCUUAUAAAAUUUAUUAUUGUAGAUCCACUUGGGGCGUGGAAUAUGGUUACCACAAGCGACUUUUAAUAAUGAUAUUUACACUGCAGGGUCAUCCCUAGCAAUGGUGGUAAAAAAUAUUGCAGUAUCUGUAUUCGGAGUAGAGUACCUGAAAUCCCAUAGUGUUAAAGGCAAGGCUUCGAACAAAACCAAAAGUAUCCCACGACCAGCUAUCGAUCCCACAAAAGCUCUCGCUAUACGAGAAAAGGAAGCGAUUCAAAAACAUAUUACGAAAAAAACUUCUAAACUCAAUACAUCAACCAAUAUCGAUAAUACCAAUCCCAAUACCCACGAUAAUCUACCAACUGGCUUGGAAAAAUCGCCGGUAGGAGAGGUGAGCUCUUCAGAAGAAUCUGAUGAGGAAUCGAACUCUGCUGGUGAAGACUCCAUGGAACAGGAAAAAAAAUAAUAAAAAAAAUACUAAAUCUAAUUAUUUUUUUAUCUUAUUGUAAUACAAGUUAAAUUUUAAAU
Molecule: messenger RNA, 594 nt
Organism: Cotesia glomerata
Lineage: Eukaryota; Metazoa; Arthropoda; Insecta; Hymenoptera; Braconidae
Exons: 2
Coding region: 188-532 (114 amino acids)
Molecular function (GO): DNA binding
Source: RefSeq, a predicted model, not a curated record